AUGGAAACCAGAAAGGAGAUGGUGCUGUUUCUGGACGGAGUUCAGCUUGGCCCUGUGGCUGGCAAGAGGGCGCCUAAUAUGGCAGAGGCCGUUGGGGUCUCGGGCCUGGAUCCACAGGACAAGAUGAUGCCCAGGAUUUGCUCGAGCUCUAGAGCUGCCUCCUUGUCCGCCCGGGAAAAUGGAGGAGCGGGAAGAGAAGAGGAGGAGGUGGAAGUCCUACCAGCACCAGGGACCGUCCCAGAGAACCGCUCCGCAGCAGCAGCGCUUCUUUCUGCUAAUCAGCAGACCUCCCUCCACCGCCUUCCCCCCACCAAAGCCCCCCAAAGCAGUUCCGACACCGAAUCGGAUUUCUAUGAGGAAAUCGAGGUGAGCUGCACCCCGGACUGCGCCCCUGACAACGCGGAAUACCACCUCCAGCACGGCAAAGGUCAGUGCUCGGAUACUUCAGCAGGGAGCCCUAGCAGCGAAGGAGAUCUUUCCAAGGGCAGCGGUGGUUCUCAGGGGUCGUUGGCCUGCAGCGCCAGCGAUCAAAUGCGCCGUUAUCGCACCGCCUUUACCCGGGAGCAGAUAGCCAGGCUGGAGAAAGAGUUUUACCGGGAGAAUUACGUGUCCAGACCCAGGAGAUGCGAGCUGGCAGCCGCCUUAAACUUACCCGAAACAACUAUCAAGGUAUGGUUCCAGAACCGGCGGAUGAAAGACAAGAGGCAACGCCUGGCUAUGACUUGGCCCCACCCGGCGGAUCCAGCUUUCUAUACCUACAUGAUGAGCCACGCAGCGGCCACCGGCAACUUGCCCUACCCCUUCCCCUCCCACCUGCCCCUGCCUUAUUAUUCCCACAUGGGCCUCGGAGCCGCUUCGGCUUCGGCCGCAGCCGCCCCUUUCAGUUCCCCUCUGAGGCCGCUGGACACCUUUCGCGUCCUUUCCCACCCGUACCCGCGACCAGAACUGCUGUGCGCCUUCCGACACCCCUCUCUUUAUGCCGGUCCGACCCACGGGCUGAGCGGUGCCGGAGGGAGUCCCUGCUCCUGCUUGGCUUGUCACGGCAGUCAGGCGACCGGGCUAGUCCAGCGGCCUUCGGGAUCGGACUUUAGCUGCUCGGCCACCACCCGGACGGACUCCUUUCUCACGUUUACACCUUCAGUGCUGAGCAAGGCCUCCUCGGUCCCCCUGGACCAGCGCGAAGAAGUCCCUUUGACUAGAUAA
Messenger RNA from Ahaetulla prasina, 1203 nucleotides. It is a transcript of the gene EVX1, whose product is annotated as even-skipped homeobox 1. Gene Ontology annotation, cellular component: nucleus. Lineage: Eukaryota; Metazoa; Chordata; Lepidosauria; Squamata; Colubridae. The record is from RefSeq and is a predicted model, not a curated record. The coding region runs from base 1 to 1203 and encodes 400 amino acids. Gene Ontology annotation, biological process: regulation of transcription by RNA polymerase II. The transcript has 5 exons. Gene Ontology annotation, molecular function: DNA-binding transcription factor activity, RNA polymerase II-specific; RNA polymerase II cis-regulatory region sequence-specific DNA binding.